AUGUCUUUUGCUGCAUCUGCUCCCGCUGAACCAGUUCAGCAAGCUAAUUUUAACCCUUCUUGGAUUCGCUCCGCAUUUCAUGGUGGAAUAUCGUCAUCACCUCGAGCUUCAGUUAAUGAAGAGGAGGAUCAUACUUUGAGCCACCCCGUUUUUGUCGAAAAUCGGUAUGGGCGAGAAGAUUUAUUAGCGUUAAUGGAAAAGAUCAGCCAACCGCCUAUAGGAUUAAGUAACUGUCCAUUUUUUGUCGCAGAAGGUGCUCUACCAAUUGUUUGUUUCCCAUUAACCGAGGCGGAACAGCGCCAACAACAGAAUAUUAAUUCAUCCAAAGCAAUGUCCCAGUUAUCACAUGCUGAGAGAAAUAGCAUUGCUGCCGGUGCCGCCUAUGCUGGAAGUACUACUCCGAAUAGCUCUCGAGGUGGUGGAGGGGGUGGUGGCUGGACUCCAGUCAAAUCAAGCCGUGGUAGCGCUCAGGCAACAGCUUCUACUGGCCGCGGUGGGCCUCGGCCUUUUGCCAGAGGUGCCAGAGUUGGAGAUUCACCUAGAGAGUCCGAUGAAACGAGGGAAGGAUACUAUAAUGCAAGAUUUGCUGCUCGUGGAGGAAGAGGGGGCGCAACUUUGGCUAGGGGCGGUAGCACAACAGCAAGUGCUAAUUUCAAUUCUAGAGCCCAAGGACUUUAUGAUCCUCGCGAUCCUAAAGAUCGGCCACGCAAUCGUCUUCGUAGCACUAGCGAUGAUACGGAAACAAGUGGAGCUGGCGAUGCUGGAUGGACUACUGUAAAGACUACUUGGAAAGAGAAAGAAAACAAAAACGCUUGGAGCAAGGAUAGUGCCGCCGGCUGGAAUGGAGAAAAUUCUCAAACUCCUUGGAAAAAUGAUAAUGCUAGUAUGCCGGAGUGGAUGGCUGAUGGAGACAAAGAAGAAUCUGCGUUGUCGAGUCGUCCUGGCUCAUUUGACGAACAAGGUGCAUAUCGAGAACAGUCGAAGCCUAUUGAUACCCAACUUAAUAAUAUUACGUCUAAUGAAAGAAAGAUAUCGCCUGAGGUGAAUUCUUGGGUAAGACCUGAGCAAAAAAAAGAGCCUGUAUCUAAUAAUAUUAAUCGUGCAUACCCUCGAACUUCUUCAGAUGAAAUUACACAACAACGAUUAAGGCAGCAAAUGAUGACCGAAACUGCUAGUGGGAUGCCUGUUCUCCAUAACAUGCAUGCUGCUCAUGGUCAUGCUGUGUCAAACCCACACUCUGCUCUGGGAGCCUCUGUUGUUGGUGGUUUGUCGAGUCAUGUUGCGCCUGCUCCUGUAGCUUAUGAAAGCGCUUUGCCUACUACUAGUGUUCUGGUUUCACAACCACCACAGUUCCAAUACAUGGAUCCUUCAGAUAAUGUGCAUGGUCCAUAUCCGAAGCUCCAAAUGGAUGCUUGGUUUGAAAAUGGCUAUUUCAAUGACGACUUGAAAGUCAAGAGAGAUUGUGAUACUUCCUUCCGAACCCUAGGAGAGCUCAAAAAACUGAAUGGUGCUCGAAAACCGUUUGAUUUCAAAGAGGAGACUGUGGUAAAUCCAAAUAUUCAUGGAGCUGCCCAAAUGUAUCCAUUUACAAGCUUAUCUCUUUGGAACGAGCCCUCUACUGUUAAUAUGAUCAAUUAUCCUGCACACACUGCGGAUAUGCGUUUUAUGGGAUCUCAGAGACCGGAAACGAUGAUCGCUAAUUUGCAAGCGCAAGCGGAGGAACAAGAAAAGAUGAUGCGAGAACGUGAAGAAGCCGUAAAAAGAAAAGAGGAGAACAUCAAUAAAGCUUUGGAAGACGAGCGCAUUAGAAGAGAGGCUGAACAACUUGAAUUAACCAAAGCUCUAGAAAAACAGAAAAAAAAAGAAGCUGAAGCAGCUAGACUGAGAGAGGAACUCAGAUUGAUGGAGGAGAAAAUUUCGAGAGAGAAUGAAGAAAAGAGGAGAAUGGAAGAAGAAGCCCGUAGACACGCUUUACAGUUAAAGAAGGAAGAAGAUGCUGAACGAAUCAGAAUGCACCAAGCAAUGCUCAGAUUGGCUGAAGAACAACAAAGAAAAGAGUCAGAAGAACUUGAACAACGAAAGAGAGCAGAGGAGGAGCAAAAACGUCGAAUCAUUGAAGAAAAUCGUCGCCUUGAAGAUAUUGCAUUGGCAGAGCAACUACGAGCUGCUAAAGGUCAAAAGACAGAAUGGAGAAUGGAAGAAGAAGUACGUAGAAAUGCUUCGCAGAUAAAGAAGGAGUCACCUUGGAAGACUGUUACCGCUUCUUCCGAAACGUACAGUAGCGCACCAGAUGAUGGAUGGAUAGUGCAGCAGGCACCUACUAAAAAAGCAGCACCUAAAGUAGCUGCUUGGAUCACACCUUCUUCUGGAAGUAAAACAGAGAAAACUCUUAAGGAAAUUCAAGAAGAAGAGGAACGGCUUAUGAAGUUAGAGUUGGAGGAGAAAGCGAGAAAACGUGAAGAAACUGUCGCCGCUAAUAUUCAAUCAUCUGGAACUUGGUCUAACGUUACCCAAAGAUUAAACUGGAAUCAACCUGCAAAGACUAACUCUUCCAAAGUUGCUUGGGGUGGUGCAGGUGUAGAUGCUCCCAGCUCAUCUCCUUCUAUUAACUGGGAUGGUCCCACUCUCCAAGCAGCUAACAAAGCUGCUCCAGCUCCAGUUAAGAAAGUAGUAGCUCCGAAGCCCGCUCCUGUUAAGCAAGUAUCAGUUUCGAAAAGCUCAGGAAGUAGAAGCGAUGUAAAAGAAAACAGUUUCAAAUCAUGGGUUGUUAAUCGUCUUAAACAACUUAACGACAGUGUGGAUGCUGAGGUUCUUGCUGAUUUCUUGAAGUCUGUUGAGAAUCCCAAUGAGGUAGAAGAUUAUGUCGAAGGUUAUCUGGGUUCUUCGAAGGCAUCGAAGGAGUUUGUAAAAGAGUUCUUACAGAAGAGAUGUGAAAUGCGUAAUAGGAAAACUGACAAAGAUGAUCUCUCCAGUGCUAGUGUUGCACCUGCUACGGUUACUUCUGCUGGGAAAAAGAAAAAGAAGGGAACUCGUCUAGUUGUUGAUGGCUCUUGCCUUGGUUUCCGUCCCGCUGCGGACCCGAACCGUGUAAACCAAGGUACUAUCGAGUUUGUAACGGCCACUCCCUCAGCAACCGCGAGGAGAUAA
Auanema sp. JU1783 is the source of this 3147-nucleotide messenger RNA. NCBI's taxonomy places the organism in Eukaryota, Metazoa, Nematoda, Chromadorea, Rhabditida, Rhabditidae. The record is from the annotation of a GenBank genome assembly.